UCAUCACCUCCAGUGUCCUUCUUUUACAGAAGAGCAUCUGGAAGGCAUGUUACAAAUCUGCAAGGGUUCCAGCCAGAGAAACAGCAGCUUUGUUUAUCUUCUUUGAGAUUCUUGUGUCUGGAGGUGCAGCUAUUCUCACCAUCGUUGCGAUGCCACACUUGGACAUUGUGACCAAUGUGACGAUAUUGAACGGUGUAGCCAUCUUCACUACGAUCCUGCAGAUCAUUUCUCAGUGCAUUGCCAAGGAAAGGAACCGCUUCCUUCUUCCCUCCAUCGCAGCCUUCCUCCUCCUUUUGGUCGGUUAUGUCCUGUUCGUCAUCUUGUACAUCAUGAAAGAUCGCACUGAUACCAAGAUGGCCAUCUGGGUGGGCCUGGCCGUGGGUGCGUCCGUCUUGGUGUCUCUCAACUGGUGGGAAACCUACUUCAAAUUAAUCAGUGAGAACAGCAGCUCUGUCCGCCUGAAGAGACUCUGUAAAGAUGUUCGAAGGUGCCAGAACAUACUACACAUCCUCUCCAGCCUACUCAGGAUUGUGGUGACAGCCUGUGUGCUCGGAGCCUACGUCCCUCUGGCUCGAAUGGACUGGGAAGUCGUGAGGUCCAUCCCACCCCGCGAGACAAGGAUUAUAGGCAUCACCAUCGGGGUCCAGCUCGUCUCCUCAGCCCUCUGCCAAUGGUUUGCUGUUGUGGCUUGUAAAAUGCACGCUCUGCGACGGUGCUUCAUCCUGCCUGUUUACCUAGCAUCUCUGGCUGUCAUGGCUCUGCUCGUCAUCCCUGUCAUCGUCUACUAUGAAGACUUCAAACGUAGUCUGAAUGGGACUUCAAGCACUGACUUCAGAAACUACUGCAGCGUGGUAGUCGAUGGAAGAGUCCCAAACCUGAAUGGGACUGUGUUCCCAGAGCUGGUUUUGGACGUAACACACACUCUGUGCUUCCUGGACAUGUCCAAAAUGUGGGACAUUGGCAUGCUUACAGGUUCAGCAGUGUCCUGGUGGCUCGGCCUUGUUCUGGCCACGCUUCACCUCUGGUACCUCAGUCUGUAUCGCAUCCAGAGGACCCAAGACCUGUUCAUCAAGAGGUUGUAUGAGGGAGGA
Messenger RNA from Solea senegalensis (Senegalese sole), 1091 nucleotides. RefSeq lists its product as uncharacterized. The annotation marks the transcript as partial. The record is from RefSeq and is a predicted model, not a curated record. The transcript has 3 exons. Lineage: Eukaryota; Metazoa; Chordata; Actinopteri; Pleuronectiformes; Soleidae.